ACUCCCUGACACAACGUGCUUCCUUUGCUAAACAAGCUCCUUCUACUUCUCUUUCGCACCUAUUUACAACUCUCACGACUGAGUAAACCGCCAUCAUGCCUGGAGUCCCACCCGAUGCGAUGGAGCAGAUGAAGAAGGCCUUCAAGGGUCUCUUCAGCAAGAAGAAGACCAAGAAAGAGGAGCUUGCGCCGACCGCCACCACUGAACAGCCCUCCGCAAGCACCGCGAAGCCUACCGAGACGACGCCCGCUGCACCAGCCCCGGCUACCGCUCCUGAGCCCGUCAAGAGCGAGACCGCUCCGGCCUCGACUGGCACUGCACCAGCACAAAGCGAGCCCAACAAGGACGAGGCUGCUGCUUUGGCUGAGGUCAAGCAGGCCACGCAGAGUAGGUCAACAUCUUUUUUUGCUCCCGAGAUUGGCGAACACGGUGAUGACGACUAUUGGAACGGAUCCAGGCGGCGACAGAAGGUUGCGCUCGAUAGCGACAGGGACGGUCUGCUCUGAGCAGCCGGCCUUUCCUGCCCGUCUGUCUGUCGUUUCGCCUGCUGUCUACCUCCACGCGCUCGUCUUUGACCGUCCGCACCGGCCUCAUCGCGUGGCCCUUGGCGUCGACACGUCUUCGUCUCCCUUUUCUGUCGACAUCAUCAGCGACUUUCCUUGUUUUUUCGAAGAUACCCA
Messenger RNA from Macroventuria anomochaeta, 680 nucleotides. RefSeq lists its product as uncharacterized. The coding region runs from base 96 to 506 and encodes 136 amino acids. The record is from RefSeq and is a predicted model, not a curated record. NCBI's taxonomy places the organism in Eukaryota, Fungi, Ascomycota, Dothideomycetes, Pleosporales, Didymellaceae. The transcript has 2 exons.